CUUCCCCCUGCUUCCCAGAGACUCCUGAUGGGCCUCCAAGUUGCAGGUCUGGUCAGAGGAACAGAGUCGCCGGCCGCAGGGACGGCAUGGAGCGGAGACGACGGGGGUUCCCGCUGGCUCUCCUACUCUUCAUAGCGUCGGCGCCUACAGUGGGCGCGCAAUACGAAAAAUACAGCUUCCGCGGCUUUCCAGAAGCUGAGCUGAUGCCCCUGCAGAGCGCAUACGCCUAUGCUUUAGAGCAGUACGAGGGCGAGAACUGGAGGGAGAGCAUCCGCUAUUUGGAGGCGAGUUUGCGCCUUCACCGCCUGCUCCAAGACAGCGAGGCGCACUGCCAUAAGGAAUGCGCGGGGAGCGAGACGUUAGACACCGGCCCACUUUUUACAAAGCUUGCCAAGGGCGCGUGGGAUAGCCCGUCUCCUUCGGAGCUGCUUCUGAAAGGCGGUUCGCUCGCAGGGCUUGAAGGCAGCGCGGGAUGCGGCGUGAAUGCUUCGGAGAUCACGCCCGGAGAGGCUCUCCAGGACCAGGAGAUGGAAUACUUCGGGCUUGUCCUACAGCGCGCUUCCUGCCUGCGGAGAUGCAAGGGCAACCUUCCCGUCUUUCAGCUCACCUACCCGCCGACCGAGACUUUGCGAGACUUUCAGCGGCGCACUCCUUACCAGUAUCUUCACUACGCGCUUUUCAAGACAAAUAAAGUUGAGAAAGCUGUAUCAGCUGCCCACACAUUCCUACAGAAGAAUCCGAAGCAUGAAAUGACCCAAAAGUACCUCAAUUAUUACAAAACUAUGGUGGAUGUAGAUGAGUACCUUGUAGACUUGGAAGCACAACCAUAUGAGACGGUUUUUGUCAGAGCAGUGAAGCUUUACAAUAGUGGAGAUUUUAGGAGUAGCAUUGCUGACAUGGAGCAUGCACUGUCCAAAUACUAUGAAGCCUAUGAAAAUUGCCUAGCUGGCUGCGAGGGUAGCUAUGAGGUCUCUGAAUUUAAGGAUUUCUAUCCAGCUAUAGCAGAUCGUUUUGUAUUUGUCCUGCAAUGUAAAGUAGAUUGUGAAGUUGACCUGACCCCAAAUGUUGGUGGCUAUUUUGUGGAGAAAUUUGUGGCCACGAUGUAUCACUAUCUUCAGUUUGCAUAUUACAAAUUGAAUGAUAUUAAGAAUGCAGUACAGAGUGUAGCUAGCUACAUGCUCUUUGAUCCUGGAGAUGAAGUCAUGCAGCAAAAUCUGGUUUAUUAUCGUUUCUAUCGUGAACGUUGGCAUCUGGAAGAGGAGGACUUCAACCCACGACCAGAGGCCUUGCGUUAUCAUAACUGGACAUCCACACAGAAGAAGCUCUUGGAGUUUGCCAGGCAAUAUCUCCAGCCAGAUGAUGAGGGAGAGGUGGACGAAGGAGUUGACGGGGUAAAAAAAACUGCAUUGUCAUCUGAUGCUGAGUUUGAAAACAUUGGUGACUAUGAAGAGGGGUUUUUGUCUGAAUGGUGGCAGGAACCCAGAUCAAAAGGAGACAAAGGUGACGAAGAGAGACUUGAUGGAGCAAUAUGAUUCCCAUAAUAACUGCAGGUGAAGGGGAGCCAUUGUUGUUUUCUUGGACCUACCAAAGUAGACUUGGAACUGGCAAGAUGAAUUUUGACAACAUUCUAACAUGUUCUGUGCCUUUUGAACCUCACAAUAAUAUCUCCAAAGACUGGGAAAGUUCUACCAGCAGAACCUCUAUGCAGAAUAUUUAGAUCCUCUCCUGCAAAUGGAUUGAUAAAACAAGAACAGUUCUGAGCUAAACCAGGAAAUCUUCCCACUGGAACCUCAUUUCUAAAAAGUACUGUGAAUGGGCUUGGAAUAAAAAUAUCUCAACACAAAGGACAAAAAAGAAGCCAAUGCUGCAUUUAUUUCUUGUUUUAUAUAUUCUGCUUUGUGACCUCAUAUAUGUUGGGAACCAAAGUUCUUACCCAUCUAUGAAAGGUAGUGUGUGCAUAACUUGAUUUUCCAUAUUCAGUUUUAUUAAAUGCCUUAUUUGCCCAAAGGCAGGACAACUCCCCUCCCCAAUAAUUAACUUUUAAGUGUGUGUACAGCGGAAAAGUUAUAAUUUAUCUGCAGUGUCAUGGAUCCUUUAACUAUACUCAAUUUAGUGGGCUCCACACAGAAAAGGAUCAACAACAAUAUAGAUCCCUAGACCACACACACAAACAUUCACAUUAUUACUACUCAUCAUUAGUCCAUUCAUCAUCACUGCUACUCCUACUAUUCCAACUCCUACUCCUUGUGAGUUCUGCUAUUCCUACUCCUUGUGAAUAUUGCUAGACAGAACUGUCUUUCUAGCUGCUUUACUUUCUCACAUCAUCACAUGCCUACUUCCCUCUUCACUUUCCCACAUACCAUCAUCUGCACCCAAUGCCUCUCAGAACAGUUUUUAUAGCCAGUAUUUCUGUUCUGGCUGAUGAGAGGGCUUAAAGAGACAGGAUGAAAGUAGCAUAGAUGCUGGCCAUUUUCUGGGCAUCUUCCUCUCACAUGCAGAGAAGAGCCUUUUGUCUUAUUUGUAUGUGAGGUUUAUGGAUGAAUGAGAUUUCUCCCUUCAUAUAUAUGUAUUUGUUGACUUCUUGCUCUCUUGCAAAAGCAAUGGCAGUGUUAUCAUAGCUUUCUUUCUCCUGCUUUAUUGGCUCAUUUUGGGAAGGCAGGCUCUUCCUUCCUCUGAAGUUUUCAUCUUCUCUUUUUCUUUAUUUUCCCUUCCCAUCUUUCCAUCAUUUUCUAUUUUUCCUGUUACUGGAAAAAGGAAGGUGUAAAUGUGUGUGAAUGUAUUUAUGUGGUUCUGAAUACGAGAGUGGUUUGUGUGAAAAAAGAGAAUGGUCAUAAUAUGCACUAGGAAGUUAAUGUUAUAAUAUAUUAUUUUACUUUACUAAAGUACUUAGCAAAUUUAACUGAUAAUUUAUUUUGUAGUCACAGAAACUUUUGAUCUGUGUGUACACCCACAAGCUUUCACAUGCAGUUGUAUAGAUGGAGACUUUUGUGGCCAUGGAGUAAACCGUCCUAAAUUAAAUAUUAACUUCCUUUUAACUAAAUCAAGUUCAAACAAUCAGAUCUUAUCUCCGAAAUUAGGAGUCAGUAGAUUUUAUACUAGAAACCUGAAAAGUGAGCAUGCAGAAAUAUGGCUUGAUGAGGAGAGCUCUGUACUUUUAGAACUGGGGACAUGUUCAGCUAAUAAUUAGGUUUCAAGAUGAGUUGCUUUAAUGUCAUUUUUGUGCAUUUUUACUCCUGCCCUUCACUUAUCCAUAAAACUUUAUGUACGCCACUCAUCUCACAAAACUGGGCAAUAGUUCUUUGUACUAUUACAAUUGUUUUUUAUGAGGGUGAAAAUACAUGCAGGUCAGCUGCAAAUCUUCUAACAGAUCCCAGUCUUCCUUGUGUUCAACCUUGCCUUGGAGCUUUUAAAGAGUCAGACUCUAAAGAAGCUCAUGUUCUGACAUUUCCCCCUCCCCAUGUGUCUACUGAAAACCUGCAGUUAAUGGGCUAUCCUUUAACUUUUCUGAAAGCAAACUGUUUCAUCAAGAUGUUUUUUUACAUUCAAAGAGCUGCCUUUGUUUUUCAGUUAUUUAAACAUUUUACUUUGUACAUAUUUUUUAAAUUAGUUGUAGCUAUAUUUUAAUAAAAACCUC
Messenger RNA from Thamnophis elegans (Western terrestrial garter snake), 3634 nucleotides. RefSeq names its product prolyl 3-hydroxylase family member 4 (inactive) (gene P3H4). NCBI's taxonomy places the organism in Eukaryota, Metazoa, Chordata, Lepidosauria, Squamata, Natricidae. Gene Ontology annotation, biological process: collagen fibril organization; peptidyl-lysine hydroxylation. The transcript has 8 exons. Gene Ontology annotation, molecular function: protein binding; collagen binding. The coding region runs from base 87 to 1532 and encodes 481 amino acids. The record is from RefSeq and is a predicted model, not a curated record. Gene Ontology annotation, cellular component: endoplasmic reticulum.